AUGUCACAACCACCGACCAUACAAUCAACGCUUGCACAGGACAAGAAUGUAACCUAUAUCGAUACCAUACAAGCAUACGAUCAAUGGGCCGAUGUCUACGACACAGAUGGCAACUUCCUCCAGGCCCUCGACACAAUUGAGAUGAUGUCUCUGCUUCCCAAUUUCUGGACUCAAGUGAAGGAUCGAGCAGAAAAGACAGGUCGUCCAGACUGUAAACUGGUUGACCUGGGGUGUGGUACAGGCAGAAAUACAUUGCAACUCCUCGAUAUCGUUUCUCAAGAUACGCAAAAAGAAAAGAUUCACAUCAUCGGCGUCGACGCCUCAAACGGCAUGCUAGAUGUGGCCCGACAAAGAAUCAAUGAUUUCCAGAGCCCAACAACGAGCAUAGAAGUGAAAUUAGCACCAUUCGACCUCCUCGCUGCUCAAUCUCCAAUAAACACCCAAGCCCGCGAACUUCUGCAAAAUGCAGAUGGAAUUAUCUCAACCCUCGUCCUUGAGCACAUCCCCUUGGACAUCUACUUCUCGACGGCAGCAUCAAUUCUCCGUCCAGGGGCAUAUUUUUUGGUUACGAACAUGCAUGCUGAUAUGGGUCGAUUGAGUCAAGCCGGCUUUGUGGAUUCCGUUACCGGUAAGAAAGUUCGUCCAUCGAGGAGUUAUGCGCAUGAUGCUGGGGAUAUUUUGGUGGAGGCUGCGAGGGCCGGAUUUGAGGUUCUUUCGUUGCCGUCUACUGUGAAUACAUCGACUGGUUCUGAGAUCGAGGGUGUGCUGGAGAGGAAAGUAACACAGGAUAUGGUUGAGAUGCUUGGACCGAGGUCGAAAAAGUAUGUCGGUGUUACUGUCUGGUUGGGUGUAUGUUUUAGAAAAGUCUGA
Talaromyces stipitatus ATCC 10500 is the source of this 870-nucleotide messenger RNA. RefSeq lists its product as uncharacterized. The transcript is spliced from 2 exons. Lineage: Eukaryota; Fungi; Ascomycota; Eurotiomycetes; Eurotiales; Trichocomaceae. The coding region runs from base 1 to 870 and encodes 289 amino acids. The record is from RefSeq and is a predicted model, not a curated record.